Molecule: messenger RNA, 1607 nt
Organism: Toxotes jaculatrix (banded archerfish)
Lineage: Eukaryota; Metazoa; Chordata; Actinopteri; Toxotidae
Gene: mrps22
Product: mitochondrial ribosomal protein S22
Exons: 8
Coding region: 24-1049 (341 amino acids)
Cellular component (GO): mitochondrial small ribosomal subunit
Molecular function (GO): structural constituent of ribosome
Source: RefSeq, a predicted model, not a curated record
GUCACGAUGACGUAAUAACAAACAUGGCGGCGCUCGGUACAGCGCGGUGCUUAUUUCGGAGCUACUCUCGGGUGAAAAAUGUGCAGAGGAGCAAAGAAAUAUUGAUCAGAUGUAGCGUCAGGGCGCUUUGUAGUGGGACACAGGACAGCGCUGUCUCUGACAGUGCAAAGCCCCAGUUCACAGAUCCAGCUGUGCAGGACAUCCUCACCAGGAUAACGGGCCUGGACCUGCAGAAAGUGUUCCGACCCAUUCAACAGGAGCUGAAGCCGCCCACAUAUAAACUCAUGACAGAUGAACAACUGGAGCAGGCCGUCAAGGUAGCCACAGAGCAGGCUAAGAAGCUGCUGCAGAUGCCCCCUGUCCUGCCGGAGAGGAAGCCCAUCAACGAUGUGCUGUCUGAGGAUAAGAUCCUGGAUGGCAUGGACACAGCCAAAUACGUCUUCACCGACAUCACCUACAACAUCCCACACAGGGAGAGGUUCAUUGUUGUACGGGAGCCUAAUGGGACUCUCAGGAAGGCGACCUGGGAGGAGAGAGACCGGCUCGUUCAGGUCUACUUUCCCAAGGAAGUACGCAAGCUUGAACCCCCCCUCAUGUUCAAGGAGGAAAACCUCAAGAUGGUGUUUUCCCAGGACCGACACGAGGAUGUGUUGAACCUGUGUCUGGCCCAAUUUGAACCAGACUCUUCAGAAUACAUCAGGGUACAUGCUGUCACCUAUGAGGACGUGGACAAGCACGGCAAAUACGAGCUGCUGCGAUCCACCAGACACUUCGGAGGCAUGGCCUGGUACCUGGUCAACGCUCGCAGGGUAGACGGGCUCAUCGUGGACAUGCUGAAUAGAGAUCUGCUGCAAGAUGCCGUGAGCCUAGUGUGUCUGUUCCACAUGGUCCACCCCCACAGUGAGUCAGCCCAGGAAGCUGCCAGCCAGCAGGCCACUGGCAUAGACUUGCUUAAGAUCUAUGCCCAGAAGGAGUCCCAGAGGUCGGGCUACAUCGAGCUGGUCCUGCAGGCGUAUGAACAGACGGCUGCUGAAGACUCCACUCCCUGAGAGACUCCGCUCCCUGAGAGACUUGCUCCUAGAUGGAAAUAUACAAAAUUCAUCCACAAGGAGGACCAGAAACCACUUCCUGAAGAACAGACUGAAAAUCACCACCCAUAUUUAAGAUAUGACAGCAUUUACUGUUCUUUCACUGUUUGGGUCCAAGAGUAAUAUGUGCUUCUGGACUUAAAGGACAUCUAUACACUUCACAGUCGUCAAUUUGAAGAACCAGCUUCAAAACAUCUUGUGUGAUGCACAAAGUUUGUCAUUUAUUCAUGUAGGGAAAUUAUCUGUAUGUGUUACUACCUUUGGAGCUGUGAAUCAAACCUGAAGUGUCCAGUUAAAUGAUGUACAUAAAAUAAAGCAAGAUCUUUGUACUUAUGUGAUGUGUAGCUUGAGUAAAAGGACUGGAGUCCUGGAUAACAUGGCAGGCUUUGAAAGACAUGUAUUUCAUUCACUUUUCAAGUCCAGAUACACAGUACCAUUUUAGUUUAUUGGAUAAACUAAAAGCAGCAGGCGUUGAGAAGGAAACAUGCACCAGGAUAAUAAGAUGUCAAAUAAAAAGAG